ACGAUUUCAGGACUGAGAGUUGCCCGGUUCAUUAUCUGCAUCCAGCUUGGCAUCAUGAAGAUGUUUACCCUUUGUCUUCUUGCUGCUUUUUAUGGGCAGAGCGCCAGCAGACAAGAUGGCUUCAUCACUAUCGACCUUGACGGCGAUGGUAAGCUCCAGCAGAACGAAUUACAGGCUGGUUUCAACAAAGGAGACAUCAACGGCAGUCUUUUGGAGUACAUGGCUAAUCCUCUCUGUCCAAUGACCCCAAUCUAUGCCCAGGGAUGCUCUACCCACUACGAAAAGCUGGACGGCAAUGAGGACGGCGUCAUCGAUCAAUCAGUUUCUCUUUUCAUUAUUAAGAGCAUGGACUCUGACGGUGACGGGGAAAGUUCACGAGAAGAGUUCGAAAGAAAUGGACUAAAAAUUUGGAAUGGUUUUGUCAAAGACACGAAGGCCUUAAUCAACAAAUAAAGGACGACCUACAUGCAAGAGUCUACAUAUAAAUGUAAAAUCUUUCUCGAAGAUAUUAGCAACCGACUAUAGUAAAGAAUAACAUUCUUAAUCAAUGACGACUGCAUUCUGGUGUUAAUAGCUUUGGAUUAAUAUCACCAAGUGCAGGCCUUAAAGGGUUUCAUGAUGUAAACUCUAUGCAAAAGGCUGAAAUAAAUUUGAAUCUGAACAACC
Messenger RNA from Pomacea canaliculata, 666 nucleotides. RefSeq lists its product as uncharacterized. The record is from RefSeq and is a predicted model, not a curated record. Gene Ontology annotation, molecular function: calcium ion binding. The coding region runs from base 55 to 453 and encodes 132 amino acids. The transcript is spliced from 6 exons. NCBI's taxonomy places the organism in Eukaryota, Metazoa, Mollusca, Gastropoda, Architaenioglossa, Ampullariidae.